UAUUUUCUUUCGUCUCAAAACCAAUCAUCGUUUCUUACGAGCUCUCCCUGCACCAAAUCAAAAAGAUCGCAGAAUUUCUAGGGUUUGAUUUUUCUCAACUCCUCAACUACCAAGGUUUGCCGAAAUCUCAAAUUAGGGUUUUUCUUUUUCAAUUUCAUUAAUUGUUUUGUCUUCUUCGAUUCAUAACCCAAUUUUUUAGGGUUUCGUCAUUCAGUUUGGUGAUACUGUGAUUCCUACGGUUAGGGCUUCGAAACCUUUUCUUUGUUUCUUUUCUAUUGUUCUUCGAAUUGUUUUGUUUACCAGUUUUGAUUUGAUUAAAAAAUGGCAGCAGGAAGACAUGGGGGUUAUCGUGAUAAUGAAUUUAGGGAUCGUGAAUCUGAUCUUAAAAUUGGUGGGAAAAGGCAAUUUCUUAGUUGUUCAGGUGAAGGAUAUGAUCGUGAUCAAAGAAGACGGAGUCAAAUUCGGGGUGAAAGGGAUAGGAUAUCUGUAAAUUCGAAGAUUGGGGGAGAAAGGGAUAGGAUUUCUACAAACUCGAGCAAUUUGGGUAUUAAUGGGAAAAUUGGGGUUCUUGAUAAUGGGGGUAACGAUGCCGGAAUUGGGGUUAAGAAGCGGAAGUUUUCUCCUAUUUUGUGGGACAAAGAAGAGAAGAAGGAGGAGGUGGGUAAUUCGAUUAAAACUAGAGUUGUUCCUAAGAGUUCGAGGGUUUCCUCGGUAUCUCCAGUAAAAUCUGGAUAUAGAGAAGAGAAGGAGGUGAUUAGAACUAGAGUUUAUAAGAAUUCUAGGGUUGUCUCGGUAUCUCCAGUAAAAUCUGGAGAUAAAGAAGAGAAGGAGGUGAGUAAUUUGAGAGAAAAGAGAGCUGUUUCUAAGAAUUUUAGGGGUUCUCCUCCUGCAGUGAAAUCUAGAGAUGUACUCUUAGACAGGGUUUUGCAGGAACCUUCCAUCAAAGUUAGCUGUUCUCAUGCUGAUUCUGUUGCAUCACCUUAUUCAGCUGGAUCUACUGUAAAGGAAACACACUCAAUGUCAUAUUCUCCAUCUGCACCAGAGCAGCUUAGGAGUGAUGAUUGCGAACCUGGGGAAAUAGAAGAAGAGGAGUUUGUUUCACGAAACAUUUCGGUGUCACGGUGGGCGGACGUGAGGCUAUCACCUGGAGAAAAGGACCCUACUCCAGAAGUUGGGGAAUUCACAAGGGAAGGAUCAGGAGCUAAAUCAUCGGGUUCUGAUGAAUGUUUGGCUGGGUCAGUUAGCAGUAGUGGUGACUACUCUGACCAUCUGUUGGUUAACACAGACUUUGUAGAUAUCAAUAAGGAUGACAUAAAUAAAGAUGGUAGUGCAAACUAUUCUGAUACUGACUCAGAUGGGGAAAUUUGUAGGGGUAAACACAUAAAGAAGAAUAUAAAUAUGCUUGAAGAGUGUAGGAGUGUUCAUGAGUUUGAGAGGCUCAAUAGAAUAGAUGAAGGUACAUACGGUGUUGUCUUUAGAGCUAGGGAUAAGAAAACUGGAGAAGUUGUAGCCUUGAAGAAAGUAAAGAUGGAGAAAGAAAGAGAAGGUUUUCCUAUGACUGCUCUAAGGGAAAUUAACAUUCUUUUAUCUACAGAUCACCCAUCAAUUGUUGAGGUUAAGGAAGUUGUUAUGGAUGGCCUUGAUAGUAUUUUUAUGGUUAUGGAGUACAUGGAGCAUGACCUGAAGAGCAUAAUGGAGACAAAGAGACAGCCUUUUAGUCAGAGUGAAGUUAAAUGUCUCAUGUUGCAGUUGUUGGAGGGUGUUGAGUAUCUUCAUGAUAAUUGGGUACUUCACAGGGAUUUGAAGACUUCUAAUAUUCUUAUGAACAAUCAGGGUGAGCUGAAGAUCUGUGACUUUGGAAUGUCUCGCCUAUAUGGAAGCCCAUUGAAGCAAUAUACCCAACUGGUUGUUACUCUAUGGUACAGAGCACCUGAGCUUUUAUUAGGGGCAAAACAAUACUCAACAGCAAUUGAUAUGUGGUCGUUGGGUUGUAUAAUGGCUGAGCUAUUAUCCAAGGAACCCCUAUUUAAUGGAAAAACUGAAGUUGAUCAGCUUGACAAGAUUUUCAAAACCCUUGGUACUCCAAGUGAGGCGAUUUGGCCAGGUUUUUCUGAACUGCCCGGUGCCAAGGUCAAAUUUGCCAAGCAACAGUAUAGCUUACUGCGCAAGAAAUUCCCACCCACAGCUUUCACUGGAUCACCAGUUCUUUCGGAUGCUGGAUUUGAUUUGUUGAACCGGCUUUUAACAUACGACCCUGCAAAGAGGAUUACUGCUGAAGAGGCUGUUAACCAUGAGUGGUUUCGCGAGGUUCCUCUUCCCAUGUCAAGAGAUUUGAUGCCAACCUUUCCAGCUCAACAUGCACAAGACAGGCGGGUAAGAAGAGUCAUGAAGAGUCCAGAUCCAUUGGAGGAGCAGCGAAGAAGGGAGUUGCAACAGAAGAGAUUAGGCACCAGUGGUCUUUUUGGCAGUGAGUUAUAGCUGUAUUCACGAAAUGUACUCAUUCCUGCUUGCAUGCAAGGCAUGUCAUAAAUACUUUAUUUUUGGGGAAUUACUGAAUCUUGUGUGUAUGUAUUAGAUUUAGAUUUUGACCGCUUGACACUGUAUAAAUAUCUUUCACUUAAAUGCAUAAUCUGGGUGAUUUUUCUGUUUAUCUUUGCAUUGUGUUUGCGAGACGCUGUUGGUGUGAACUGGAGGGGGGGUAUUCUUUCCUUUACAUUCCUGAAGAAGUUCAAGGGUGUUCCAGUUUAAGUUGUGGCUACUUCCAAGCAUUACUUAUUUGAGCAUCACAUAACUACCGACUAAUUGAAUGAUCCAGAUGUAAAUUUUUGAAGCAAGUGCCUGAACAUCAGUAACUUUUACUGCCAAGUGGUCAGUUCCCUAUCAUCAUUCUUCCCCGCUGUGCAUCUCUUUAUAUUACGGAGUAUUUGUUUAUCUAGACUGUUCGGAUUUUUCUGCUCUGGUAAUUAGCAUGGUUCAGUUUGAGGAAUUGGUAAUGAAUUUCUACCUCGGUGAAGAUAGAUAGUUUAGCUUUGUAUCCCAGGCAUGUAUGGAUCUGUAUCUGAGGCAAUCUAAUAGAGACUUGAUUUCUUUCGUUAUUUGUUCCUCAGCAACUUCCCCAGUCCUUGAUUUGGUAAUCUAGAGACUUGUUCCUCAUGUUAAUUGCCUCAAUGUCCAUUGUAUCAUCCAUCUUUCCUGGUCAGGAACCCAUGCUCUGUAUUAUGAGAAGUAAUCCACUCCUUUAAUGAAGAGGGAAGGUCAGAGGUUUGCAUGUGCCAAAGGUGUACUUCUGUAGCUACAUCAAAUGAUGCCCUUGACAUGUCAUCCUCGUUCAUGAAGAAAGCAGUUGGUUUAGAAUUAUUUUUUAAGCCUGUUUGAAUUUUAUUUUUUAAUGAAAAAGAUUGGGGUAUUCCCA
Messenger RNA from Papaver somniferum (opium poppy), 3412 nucleotides. RefSeq names its product cyclin-dependent kinase G-2-like. The record is from RefSeq and is a predicted model, not a curated record. NCBI's taxonomy places the organism in Eukaryota, Viridiplantae, Streptophyta, Magnoliopsida, Ranunculales, Papaveraceae. Gene Ontology annotation, molecular function: ATP binding; cyclin-dependent protein serine/threonine kinase activity. Bases 322 to 2478 code for a protein of 718 amino acids. Gene Ontology annotation, cellular component: nucleus. Gene Ontology annotation, biological process: protein phosphorylation; regulation of mitotic cell cycle. The transcript has 8 exons.